Messenger RNA from Marchantia polymorpha subsp. ruderalis, 1361 nucleotides. The record is from the annotation of a GenBank genome assembly. NCBI's taxonomy places the organism in Eukaryota, Viridiplantae, Streptophyta, Marchantiopsida, Marchantiales, Marchantiaceae.
AGAUCAGUUCUAUUGGCAGGAGAGGCAUCGGCCAGUCUUCUGCAGAGACGAUGAAGCCCAUCAUGGUGAGCUCUGAUUCGGGGGACAAUGGGGUCGUCGUCUCCGGAGACAAUUACUUGAGGAAGCUCCGCAACAGAUACUUGAAGUUCCUGGAAGAUAUGUCUUUCAAGAACACCAAGGAAGAUGCAAGUUAUGAACAGGUCGAUGAGAUCUACGAUGCUGUGUGCAGUCUGCGACAAGUGCAAUCAUUACCCGCCGAGGUGAUUAGAGCAUGCUGUGCAUAUGCGGACGUCGUAUCUAGGUACGAUACGUUCGAGAACAAAGUCAAAAAUGCCCAUUUUACCGCUGUGGCUGUGGAGAUUGACAAUCUGUUGAGCAGUGCUACCAUGCGCUCGAUGCCUGAUGAUGGAGCUCGCAUGAAGGAAGACUGUGAAUUAUUUCACAUCAAGCUCGUCAAUCCUGAAUUGUACAAGAAACUUCAUCCCACUCGUGGACCUUUGCAUCCUGUUUUCGAGGAAAUGAUCGCGAUCCUGCAGACGGACCUCAAUCCCUUUUUCCCAACGCACCCACGACAUCACAAGACGUUGAUCGCCGCAGUUCUGCAAUACAUUGAAGCGUGUCAACUGGAGAACGAUUACACAGACAGUUCGUUCGAGGUCCAGGUUGACAUGCCUCGAUUUCCUCUAUUCCUACGAGAAAAAUCUGGACUUUCUGAAGGGUUCAUUCUUUUCAUCGUCACUGCGCCUCAUCUGGUUCCUGGGAACUAUGCUUCCGAAGAUGUAAGUUCAGAUCGCACUUUCUUCUACAACAAGGUUUAUCCGAUGUUCCCGGAGAUGUUUGCAGCCUCCGGCCACAUCAACGAUAUCAUGUCUUUCUACAAGGAGUGCGAGGAGGAGGAAGAUGUAAGCGGAACGAAUUACAUUUCCAGUGUUGCAAAGAUUAAGAACAUCACCGCUUUGGAAGCCCUUGAUGAUCUCAUGAAACAGGCCGUGGAGAUCCGCAAGAAUUCGAUGGCUAUUGCGGAGAGGAGCGGUUCCAUGGAGGUCCAGAGGACCGUUGCUCAGUACUUUCAGGGCCUUAUUUCCUGGCACAUUUCUUGGGAAAGGCGUUAUAGGCUUGGGGAGGUACUUGGUGACGAUUGGUUCCAAGGUGAUUUCGUUUAAUGCACAAGACGUUCUCAGAUCUUUUGGAAUGCAUCAUGUUUGCGUUGAAAGCAGAUGCCACUCGUGUACGGUAAUAUGCAGCUCGCAAAUCUCUAGCAGGAUGCGUGUUGUUGUAAAGUCGCCAGAGAAUUGUAUUCAGUGGCUCUGUACACUGUACUUCGGAUUAAUAUAAUACUCACAGCAUAUUUUUCUCAGUCU